Molecule: messenger RNA, 1215 nt
Organism: Capsella rubella
Lineage: Eukaryota; Viridiplantae; Streptophyta; Magnoliopsida; Brassicales; Brassicaceae
Product: chorismate mutase 3, chloroplastic
Exons: 6
Coding region: 129-1082 (317 amino acids)
Biological process (GO): chorismate metabolic process; aromatic amino acid biosynthetic process
Cellular component (GO): cytoplasm
Molecular function (GO): chorismate mutase activity
Source: RefSeq, a predicted model, not a curated record
GUUUUUUACUCCGCCGAAUCUCUCUUCUGUCCUUUUCUUUCUCCCACUCUCUUGUCUUUGUCUUCUCCUCCACCUUUCCCCAUUUCCUCAGAUUUCUUCAGUCUGUUUCAUUCUCCGGUGCAUCGCCGAUGGAAGCUACGCUACUCAACCCCGCGUUUCACAAUUCCCCAAGUCUCAAUCUUGCGAAUUCUUUACGACCCAUCUCCCGAUUUUUAUUAACCAACUGGAACUGUCGAUCGAGGUUUGGCGUGCCUGGGUCUCUCUCCCUCCGUCUCUCUGCAGCUUCUCCGAUCCGAUACUCGAGGGGGCUACUACGGGUUGAUGAGAGUGAGUAUUUGACACUUGACAGCAUAAGGCACUCUUUGAUUCGUCAAGAGGACAGCAUUAUCUUUAACCUUCUUGAACGAGCUCAGUAUCGCUACAACCCUGAUACAUAUGACGAGGAUGCCUUUACUAUGGAAGGGUUUCAAGGAUCUUUGGUCGAGUUUAUGGUCAGAGAAACUGAAAAGCUCCACGCAAAGGUGGACAGGUACAAGAGUCCUGAUGAGCAUCCUUUUUUCCCACAAUGCUUGCCAGAGCCUAUCCUUCCCCCGAUUCAAUACCCACAGGUUUUGCAUCAUACCGCAGAUUCGAUAAACAUCAACAAGAAGGUGUGGAACAUGUAUUUCAGACACCUUCUUCCCAGACUGGUCAAGCCUGGGGAUGAUGGUAAUUGUGGUUCAGCUGCUCUCUGUGACACAAUGUGUUUGCAGAUACUUUCAAAGAGAAUUCACUAUGGGAAAUUUGUUGCUGAGGCCAAGUUUCGUGAAAAUCCUGCUUCCUAUGAAACAGCUAUCCGAGAACAAGACCGGACACAGCUGAUGCGGCUUCUAACGUACGAAAAUGUUGAAGAAGUAGUCAAGAAGAGAGUUGAGAUCAAAGCCAGAAUUUUUGGUCAAGACAUAACAAUCAACGAUCCAGAAACUGGAGCAGAUCCUUCCUACAAAAUCCAACCUAGCUUAGUUGCAAAACUCUAUGGAGAGAGGAUCAUGCCCCUCACAAAGGAAGUCCAAAUUGAGUACUUGCUUAGAAGGCUGGAUUAAUGUUUUUGAAAGAAGAAAGCAUAUCAUUUGUAUUGAUCCUAAAUUCCAAAGACUAUGUGUUGACACAAGCUAGCGAGUCAAGUUAAUUUUAUUACAGAUGUAAAACUAAAGAUAAAAAUAAAUGAACUUGACU